UAUCUUUUCAUUUUCAACAUUGUUGUUCAAUUGUAACACUUUUACAUUUUGUGAGAAUUUUAAUUAUUUGAUUUUAGUUAAUUUGAAACUAAAAAAUUGACAAAUUAUGAUUAACCUGUGAUUGUCUCUCUUCUCUAUCAAUUAAUUCUGUAAAUGAGUUAAGAAUAAACUUACUGGUUGGAUAACCAAAACCAAGAAAAACUGUCAACCGAGACAAUUAUAAAAUCAGUUGAUGAGAAUUUCAAUACGUUACCAUUGACUCAUCACUCUUUCAUUGCAUGUUUUCCUGUAAUUUCCUUUCUUUCUUUGGUGUGAUCUCUUUAAAUUGAUUUGAUCGUCGUUUAAAUUGUUACAUUGUAUAAUCAUAGUGAUGACGAUGUGUGAUAUCAAAAGGAACGAUAUUGUCAUAUGGAAGAAGCCAUUUACUACAUUGGAUUAUUUUCUUCGUGAAACUUUUCUCCUUACAAUCCAAGGAAUCAUUUGGUUGAGGGGACAUUUUCUCUCUGCAAUAAUUUUCUUAAUCUCUGUUACAUUGUUGAUCUUCUAUUCAAAUCAAAUAGAAUCACCUUUGAUUAAUUCAUUUAAAACACAAGUAUUAUGGUCACUUUAUUGGCUUGGUUUGGGUAUUUUAUCAUCUGUCGGUUUGGGUACCGGUCUUCAUACUUUUAUACUCUACCUUGGACCUCAUAUUGCAAAGGUAACCCUUGCUGCCUAUGAAUGUGGUAGUUUAAGAUUCCCUGAGCCUCCCUAUCCAGAUGAAAUUGUCUGUCCAGAUAUUCCCGAUACAAGGCCGGUAACUCUUUGGGAUAUCAUGUCAAAGGUCCGAUUGGAAGCAUUCAUGUGGGGAGCAGGUACAGCAUUAGGUGAACUGCCGCCUUAUUUUAUGGCCAAAGUUAAACGUUUAUCUGGAGAGGAGAUGAUUAAAGAAUCAAAGAAGGACAAAAAUGUUCCAGCGAAAACAAAGACUAAUAAUAAAAAGAUGAAUCUACUUUCAAAGAUAAUGAACGAGAUUUCCGAUACAUUUGAAAAAGCCUCUUCAUGGGUACAAUUUCUAGUGGAGAAAGUUGGUUUCUUUGGAAUAUUAUUUUGUGCCUCUUUUCCCAAUCCCGUCUACGAUUUAGCGGGUAUAACAUGUGGACACUUUUUGGUUCCCUUUUGGACCUUCUUUGGGGCAACACUAAUCGGUAAAGCGGUGAUUAAAAUGCAUCUACAGAAACUAUUUGUGAUCAUUGCAUUUGAUGAAAAUCUAUUGGAACAUUUUAUUGAUAAAAUCAAAGAUUUACCAAUAUUAGGAGAUUAUCUUCAUAAACCAUUCAGAGAUUUUUUAAUCAAUCAAAAGGAGAGACUUCACAGUAAAGUUGUCACCAAACCUCAUUGGAUCGCAUCUUUAUUUGAGAAAUUAGUUGUGGCGAUGAUUAUUUAUUUCAUUUUAUCGAUAAUUAAUUCGCUUGCUCAAAAAUACCAUUCCCGGAUCACGAAUACAUUGACAAAAUCGUCCGAUUCUUCAUCUCUAACUACAAUUUCAUCGAUUAAAAAAGUUAAUCAGCCAAAUGAGGAAAACUUGUUGAACAAGCGAACCAAUAAAACUAAAUUUCAAGACUGAAGAGAUAAUCAUGAAGCAAAUAGACACCAAGAAAUUAGUUGCAAUGAUCCAGGAAAAGAAAUUGAGAUUGACAUUGACAUUGAUGAUUUCGUUGAAUUUUAUCUAAUAUUUGAUUUAUAUUUUGUUAUUCAAUGAUCCAAAUCUCUUGCCUUACUGAUGAUGCCUUCGACUAUUUAAUGUGCAGUUUUUUUACUGUUUCUUUUUUGUUAAAUUGACAUUAAUCAAAAAUAGAAAGUAUCAAUUUUAUAAACUCGCAAAUCUAUUUAAACACACAAA
Messenger RNA from Panonychus citri (citrus red mite), 1879 nucleotides. RefSeq names its product vacuole membrane protein 1-like. The record is from RefSeq and is a predicted model, not a curated record. Bases 371 to 1603 code for a protein of 410 amino acids. NCBI's taxonomy places the organism in Eukaryota, Metazoa, Arthropoda, Arachnida, Trombidiformes, Tetranychidae. The transcript is spliced from 3 exons.